AUGCAAUCAACGCGGACCAAGGUUAUCUUCUUCGAUAUGGAUGGAACGCUAUUCGACAUCGACCAUUCGCUACGACAAGCCUUAUCAGCCAUACGCGAUACAUAUAAUGCCCUCGCGGAGAAGACUGUCGAAGAACUGAUCGAAAAGUACAGCGCCGCUCUUCAACAAUCCCGUGAUGCGUACCUGGAUAAGGUGAUUACCUACGAAGCGGCCGACACUCAAAAGGUCCACCUAUUCUUUGCGUCACUUGGCUUGCCCGAACCCAGCCUUGAACAAGUCUGGCAGUUCCACAACACGUACAAGCCGGUUUACAGUGCGAACCGGAGACCUACGGCGGGAAGUGUCGAGGCUUUGGUCCGCCUGCGUGAAAAUGGAUAUCGCAUUGGCAUCGUCACCGACGGGCAGCUCCAAGAUCAGAGAGAAAAGGCCGAGGCCAUCGGCGUACUGCAUCUGGUAGACCUCAUUAUCACGUCCGACGAGAUUGGAUUUCGAAAGCCGGAUCACCGCAUCUUCGAAUACGCCAUCGCACGGCUCGGCAUGAAUUCGUUCGAAAAUACGUAUAUGAUAGGCGAUUCCGUCGACGCGGACAUCAAGGGAGCGUUGGAUGUGCGGUUGACGGGCAUCCUG
Molecule: messenger RNA, 627 nt
Organism: Trichoderma atroviride IMI 206040
Lineage: Eukaryota; Fungi; Ascomycota; Sordariomycetes; Hypocreales; Hypocreaceae
Source: RefSeq, a predicted model, not a curated record